AUGGAUACCUUUCUGGAUGAAAUUCCCGGUUCCAUGAACAAAUUCAUAUUUGAUCAAGGAUCUGUCUCGGCCUAUUCGAAUCAGAAUAUUGUUACUGAGUUUGAAGCCGAUCAUGAUUUCACAGAUCCCAGUUUCUUUCUAGUCAAUCCAGACCCUUCUAGUGAUUUCUCCUCAUUGUCGGGCUUCAGCUCAGAGGUGGAUUCUCCAGACAGUCAAUCCUCCAAUGCUAUUCUCAAGUACAUAAGUGAGAUGCUUAUGGAGGAAGAGUUGGAGAAUAAGCCCUGCAUGCUGCAGGACUGUUUGGCCCUCCAAGCUGCUGAAAAAUCCUUACAUGAUGUCCUGGUUCAAGAGUAUCCCUCUUCAGCCAAUUCACUUCUUACUUCAGUUUACCAAAAUGUUGAGAACCCAGAUGAGGGCAGUAACCACAGCAGUAAUGGCUCUGUUGCUGCUAGCAACUGGGUUGGCUCAGAUUGGAAUUGUGUUCAAGAUGUUUUCCAAUCCUCUCAUAUCCAAAUUUCUGCUACUGAAUCUCCUGCAUAUACCCUUUUAGUUCCAAAUCCUUUACUUUCAAAUGGAAAGGGUGAAAUCAUAGAUGUAGAAAGCAGCUCAUCAUUUCCUAUAGAACCAAGGGAGCUGGCUAAGGAUGUGAGUUUCGAUUCAGUCCAAGAUGGAAGUCGCUCACCAAGUGGAUCAAGGAGCAAGAAAAAUCGUCUGCGGGAAGAUGGCGAUGAUCUUGAUGAAGGGAGGAGCAACAAGCAAUCAGCUGUUUAUGAUGAUGAAUAUGAGCUACCUGAACUGUUUGAUAAGGUACUGCUCUGUCAAGGUGAAAAGCAAGAGUCUCAAUCCUGUUCUCCUCAGGAAUCUGAGCACAAAGAGGGGAGCGGAAAGUUGCAGUUUAACAGGAAGUCAAGAGGAUCCAAAGGCAAAAAAACACGCAAGAAAAAACCGGAUGACAAUACAGGAGGGGUUGAUUUAUGGACACUGCUAACUCAAUGUGCACAAGCUGUUGCGAGCUAUGACAUAAGGACUGCAAAUGAGCAACUCAGGCAGAUAAGGCAGCACUCUUCUCCCUAUGGUGAUGGAACCCAGAGAUUAGCUCAUUACUUAGCCAAUGGCCUUGAACUACGCUUGGCUGCAGGAGUUCCCUUGAACCCAGAGAUGUCAGCUGCUGAUCUCUUGAGAGCUUACCAGACUUACAUUACAGCAUGCCCCUUCCAGAAGAUGUCAAAUUUCUAUGCUAACCGAACAAUUGCAAAACUAGCAGAGAAAGCAACAAGGCUUCACAUCAUUGAUUUUGGCGUUCUCUAUGGAUACCAAUGGCCUUGCUUGAUCCAAGGCCUCUCCAACAGACAUGGUGGACCUCCCACACUUCGCAUUACUGGAAUUGAGUUUCCCCAACCAGGUUUUCGGCCUUCAGAAAGGGUUGAAGCGACAGGGCGACGCCUGGCAAAUUACUGCAAGAGAUUUAAUGUCCCAUUUGAGUAUAAUGUCAUAGCAAAGAAUUGGGAAACUAUUCAGUAUGAGGAUAUCAAAAUUGACAGAGAUGAGUUGAUUGUUGUCAACUGCUUGUACCGGUUGAAGAACCUACCUGAUGAAACAGUGACAGAGAGUCCAAGGGAUACAGUUUUGAAGUUGAUCAGGAGAAUUAACCCAGAUAUAUUUAUCCAUGGUGUAGUCAAUGGGUCCUAUAAUGCACCCUUCUUCGACACACGCUUCCGGGAAGCACUCUUCCAUUUCUCUUCACUGUUCGACAUGUUCGAGGAGACUCUGCCCCGAGAAGAUCAACAGAGGCUACUCUUUGAAAAAGAAGUAUAUGGCAGGGAUGUUAUCAAUGUAAUAGCAUGUGAAGGUUCAAGGAGGUUUGAAAGGCCUGAGACAUACAAGCAGUGGCAGUUUAGAAACAAGAGAGCUGGGUUUAGGCAGUUACCACUGGACCAGGAGAUCUUGAAGAAAGUCAGGAGUAUGGUAACGUCAGAAUACCAUAAAGAUUUCGUUGUUGACGAGGAUGGCAUGUGGGUCUUGCAGGGAUGGAAAGGCAGAAUAAUUCAUGCUAUAUCUUACUGGAAACCUGUUUGA
Molecule: messenger RNA, 2076 nt
Organism: Prunus armeniaca (apricot)
Lineage: Eukaryota; Viridiplantae; Streptophyta; Magnoliopsida; Rosales; Rosaceae
Source: the annotation of a GenBank genome assembly